This is a messenger RNA of Xyrauchen texanus (razorback sucker), 2382 nucleotides long. Its product is annotated as protocadherin gamma-A11-like. Bases 1 to 2382 code for a protein of 793 amino acids. The record is from RefSeq and is a predicted model, not a curated record. Gene Ontology annotation, molecular function: calcium ion binding. The transcript has a single exon. Lineage: Eukaryota; Metazoa; Chordata; Actinopteri; Cypriniformes; Catostomidae. Gene Ontology annotation, cellular component: plasma membrane. Gene Ontology annotation, biological process: homophilic cell-cell adhesion.
AUGAAAGACGGGGGACAAAGGCGCAGAUGGGAGUACUGGUGGAUUGCUUUGUGUUUGUCUUUUCUGCUGGGCUUUAAGCAGCCGGUUUCAGCUCAGAUUAGAUACUCCAUUCCGGAGGAGGUGAAGGAUGGAUACCUUGUGGGAAAUAUUGCGAAGGAUCUCGGUCUUGAUAUCGGUUCGUUAGGACACAGACGGUUCCGUAUUGUUUCAGGUUCUAAGGACUCCCUUUUCCAGGUAAAUCAGAACAAUGGCUUCUUGUAUGUUCAUAAGAAAAUCGAUCGGGAGGAGAUCUGUGAUGGCAAUGCCGCAUGUUUGCUAAACCUGAAGAUUGCGGUUGAAAAUCCAUUAGAAGUUCAUUAUGUUGAGGUUGAGAUAACAGAUGUAAACGACCAUUCCCCUUCAUUCCCCGAGAAAGAACUACAAAUUGAAAUCGCAGAAAACACUAUAAAAGGCACUCGUUUUGAUCUCCCAACCGCAAGAGAUUUGGAUGUUGGCAUUAAUUCUAUUCGGUCUUAUCGGCUUGCGCAAAAUGACCAUUUUGACAUAGAGAUAAGGGACGGUGAAUACGGGGAUAAAAGCCCUUUUCUGCUCUUACAGAACCCCUUAGACAGGGAGAGUCAGGAGAAACAUGUUUUAACUCUGACCGCCAUAGAUGGUGGAAAUCCACCAAAGUCAGGCACUCUAAAUAUAACAGUCACGGUCCUCGAUGUAAACGACAACCCUCCAAUAUGCAACCGAGACACAUACACUAUUACAUUAAACGAGAACGCAUCUCCCGGGGUUACGGUUACAUUUGUAAAUGCGACUGACCCAGAUGAGGGCGUUAAUGGAGAUGUUGAGUAUACUUACGGGAGAAAUGUGCAGCGUAAAGUGCAUGAUAUUUUUGAGCUGGACAGGGUUACAGGAGAAAUACGUGUCAAAGGCCAAAUUGAUUUUGAAGAUCAUGACAUUUAUAGUCUGAAUAUAAAGGCAUCUGAUAAGGGACGCCCUCCAAUGAACACUGACUGCAGAGUUAUCAUUAAGAUUAUAGAUGUCAAUGAUAACGAACCCGAGAUCGAAGUAACGUCGCUUUCUAAUAUUAUUUCUGAAGACGCAAAACCCGGUACUGUCAUUUCUCUAAUUAGCAUAACAGACAAAGAUUCCGGGAUAAACGGUAAAGUUGUCGUUAGCUUGUCAGGGGACGUACCGUUUGAAUUGAAGCCAUAUAUCCAGCAAAACAUGUAUUCUCUAGUAACCAAAGAGAGUUUAGACCGGGAGGUUGCGUCACAUUAUGACAUCACAAUAACGGCAACUGAUUUGGGUGGUCCAGCUCUUUCAGCGUCAAAACCUCUAAACAUAGAGGUGUCCGAUGUUAAUGAUAAUGCACCGCAAUUUCCAAGCAGCCCUCUUGAGGUUUACCUAUAUGAAAAUAAUCGACCUGGGGAGUCCAUAUUAUCUGUGAGCGCCACAGACAAAGACAAAAAUGAAAAUGCAAUUGUUGCAUAUCACAUUAUGAGAGGCGAUCCAACACAAGGUGACAUGGCUUCGUUUCUCAAUAUUAACUCGGAAACGGGCGUAAUUAGUGCGCUCAAAAGUUUUGACUUUGAAAUUGUAAAAAAGUUUCAGUUUCACGUGCUCGCUACAGACUCUGGAAGUCCGUCUCUGAGCAGUAACGUGACAGUGAACGUGUUUAUUCUGGAUCAGAACGACAAUGUUCCGGUCAUCUUAUAUCCGGUCAGUGCUAACGGUUCUGCUGAGGGGGUGGAGGAGAUUCCCCGCAAUGUGAACGCAGGUCAUUUGGUGACUAAAGUCAGAGCCUAUGACGCAGAUAUCGGAUACAACGGCUGGUUAUUAUUUUCACUGCAGGAAGUUAGUGAGCACAGUCUCUUUGGUUUGGACCGCUAUACAGGACAGAUAAGGACCCUUCGCUCAUUCACAGAAACAGACGAGGCCCAGCAUAAACUGGUCAUACUGGUCAAAGACAAUGGGAACGUGUCACUCUCAGCAACAGCGACUGUGAUUGUCAAAGUUGUGGAGCCCAAAGAGGCUUUUGCAGCUUCUGAUGUGAAAAACGCAGUAAAAGACGAGGAGGAAAACCACGUGACAUUUUAUUUGAUCCUCACUUUGGGCUCGGUUUCAGUGCUUUUUCUCAUCAGUAUCAUCGUGUUGAUUGUAAUGCAGUGCUCCAAAUCUACAGACUGUUCAUCCAAGUAUUUACAAGAGGCAAAUUACGACGGGACUCUGUGUCACAGCAUCCAGUACAGAUCUGGAGACAAACGGUACAUGUUAGUUGGACCCAGAAUGAGUAUUGGAUCUACUAUAGUCCCGGGCAGUAAUGGGAAUACUCUAGUGAUACCAGAUCGCAGGAGCAGGAGAGAUUCUGGAGAGGUAAGAGCCCUUUGA